Molecule: messenger RNA, 1481 nt
Organism: Vespula pensylvanica (western yellowjacket)
Lineage: Eukaryota; Metazoa; Arthropoda; Insecta; Hymenoptera; Vespidae
Product: putative OPA3-like protein CG13603
Exons: 4
Coding region: 276-917 (213 amino acids)
Biological process (GO): regulation of lipid metabolic process
Cellular component (GO): mitochondrion
Source: RefSeq, a predicted model, not a curated record
UGCUCAGUUCACAAGUUUUGGCAAAAUAACCAUAGUGAGAUACAUAUAAUGGAGUGAGACAGAUAUGAUGGUUCGCGAGUAAACUAAUAUCAUUUAUUUCAGUUCCAGAGUCUGACAUAAAAUAUUAAAAAUGACUAGCAUUUUUAUGUAACAUUGGCAAUAGUGAAUAAUCAUUAUGAAGCUAUAAUAUAGCUAUCUACUGUACUUCCAAAUAAUUUUGGAAAUGAGAUUAUGAAAAAAAAAUUUAUAUGUUUUAUUAAAAUCUACAACAAACAAUGGUAGUAGGUGUAUUUCCUGCUCUUAAAUUAGGUGUAUUAUUUAUCAAACAAAUAAGUAAACCUUUGGCUAAAAUAAUAGUUAAUCAAGCUAAAAAUCAUCCUAUAUUCCGUAGAUACUUUAUUAUUCCACCUGCUCAAAUUUAUCAUUGGGCAGAGGUAAAAGGUAAAAUGUAUAUGAUGAAUCUUGGAAAACCAACAAAAGUAGCAAAGUUAAAUGAAAAUAUGGCAAUAGAAUUAGGAGCUAGUUUAAUGGGAGAAGUUAUUAUUUUUGGUCUUGCUGGUGCAUGUGUAAUGUUUGAAUACAAUCGUCAAGUGACUAAAGAAGCAAAAAAAGAAGAAAUACGUAUUGCACAGAUACAACAAUUUAAACAUGAUAUUAAUUUAUUACAAAAAGAUAGUAUGCAAUUACAAAGUGAGAUUAUGUCUUUACAAAAUAUUAUAGCAACAUUGUCAAAACACAAAGGUACGAAGUCUGAACUAGUUGAACGACCGACAUUAACAGAGACAGAUAAAAACAUUGAUCAAUUACAAAGUACAGACACAACAAUGAAUGCAGAAACAAAUGUUACAGAGAACCAACUAUCGCUGAUUCAACGUGCUAUAUUAUAUUAUGAGAAUAAUUUUAGAGAAGAUAGAUAGAAUUAGGUAAUUAGAAUUAUUUAUUUUUAUUUGAAAUAUGUGAUAAAUCAAAGGUAUUCUAAUGUGAUUAGCAAUAGCAAUUUCUUAUGUCUUGGUCAAUAAUAAGAAAUUUUUUUUGCCAUAUAAUAUUAUGACUUAUGUGUAAUAUGUAUAUUUUGUAUAUAUCAGAAGAUCUUUCAGAUUUGGUGAUUUGUAUUUUAAAAUACAUUUUUUAAUGAAAUGCCCCAAUAUUAUUUUUUUUUUUUUGUUAUCAGGGGAUUUUGUUCUACAUACUUUGUAUACAUUUCUAACUUUAUAUUGCUUUUCUAUUUCUGAAUUUUAUAUAUACAAUAUAAAAUUUAUAAUUAAUGUCAGUUUUAUUUUUUAAAAUUGUUAUAUUUCAUUUUUCAUAGGCAAAAAAUGUAGAAAGCUAAGACUAAAACAAAUUGAGGUAACGAUAGUCGUGAUCAGUAAAAUAUGCUUAUUGCUGCGGGUAUCUUACAAUUUUAUGUAACUCUAGUCUUUGAUUAAUAAUGGCAUAAUUUGUAAUUAUUAUAAAAAUCAAUAAAAAUUUUAAUAAAUAAA